Messenger RNA from Maniola jurtina (meadow brown), 2631 nucleotides. It is a transcript of the gene Fas1, whose product is annotated as fasciclin-1. The transcript has 16 exons. NCBI's taxonomy places the organism in Eukaryota, Metazoa, Arthropoda, Insecta, Lepidoptera, Nymphalidae. Gene Ontology annotation, molecular function: cell adhesion molecule binding. The coding region runs from base 94 to 2109 and encodes 671 amino acids. Gene Ontology annotation, cellular component: extracellular matrix. Gene Ontology annotation, biological process: cell adhesion; extracellular matrix organization. The record is from RefSeq and is a predicted model, not a curated record.
UUUACCGACGCGCGUCGACUUCUGCCGCGCGUAACAGCAGAUGAAUUUCGCGAGUGCUUAUCAGUGAAAAUAAGUGAAGUUAGAAACGCUAUAAUGGGUGGACUCAAAGUGUUGUUGUUAGUGAUGUUCACAAGCUUCGUUGUGGCUGAGAGGAAGCCGACCAUAAGCGAAAAGCUGAGGGAGGAUGCCGACCUUUCGCAGUUCCUGGCGCUGCUGGAAAGGAAUGCAGUUGUGAAUACAAGUCUACAGUACCGACAGAUGACGUUGUUCGCGCCCACCAAUGAAGCCUUCCAGAGGUAUAGCGGGGAGAUGGAUGAUUCACUAGUACUUUUCCAUAUAUCAAACUUGGCGACGACGCUUGCAAACUUGGACUAUUCAAUAUCGUCGGAGCUCGACGGCAACCCCCCUCUGUGGAUAACGAGGCGGCGCGACACAAUGCACGAUGACAUUUAUGUGAACAACGCCAAAGUUGACAUCUCGAGGUCGUACCAAGCUACUAAUAGAAAUGGAAAACUACAGGUUCUACAUGUGAUAGACCAGGUGCUGCAACCGCUGCUGCCUCUCGGACAGAGCUCCGGCGGGUCUCCCGUGUACAACCCGAAUGCUUAUCAGUUUCUCGAACAUUCGGACGUAUUCAACGUCGGACCACAUCGCUUGAGGUCUUUUCGUCAAAAAGUAAACCAGCUACAAAAGAAAGAAGUUUUUAACGCUGACGGUCGACACACAUUCUUUAUUCCUGUUGACGAAGGUUUCAAGCCUACGACCAGGUCGGAUCUUAUAGACGCAAAGGUAGUGGACGGUCACGUGAUACCCCAUCAAGUCCUGUUCACUCAAGCCACGCCUGACACUAAGGAGUUCAAGAGCUUGGCUUUCAGUGACAACGUCAAAGUCAUCAUCUCCUUCACCACGAGCAUAAAUGGCAAAGAAGAAAUCACUUUUGUGAAAUCAAACACGGUUGCUGGGGACGCGAAGCACAGCCGAGGAGUGGUUCUAGCAGACAUCGUGAGAGCGAACAUACCUGUUAAAAAUGGUGUUGUCCAUCUCAUCCAGAGACCCUUGAUGGUGGUCGACACUACCAUCGUGGAUUUUCUUAAGGGAAGGAAGGGAAUUGAAAAAGAGGACGGUCCUCUGUGUAAAUUCUACGAGGUGAUCAUGGACUUGGGCGAGCACAACCAGUUUCUUAAUGAGCUAACUCUGGCGAAGGACAUCACCCUGUUUGCACCUUCCAACGAGGCGUGGAACGAAAUUAGUGUGCAAAACGUUAUCAGGAAUCAUCAAAAAUUGCAAGAAAUUUUGAAUCUGCAUUUAGUGCGGGAAAGAUUACCGUUGGAUGCAAUUAUUCACAACAACAUGAACCAGCGUCCUGGCUCAAUAUAUCAAGCACCAACAGCAUUACCGCGCAGGUAUUUGUAUUUCAACGUGAUAAACUAUCAGAACAACAUGACAUUGACCGUGGAGGGAGGCGGCGUCAAUGCAACAGUGACCCAAACCAACAUCGCCGCGACCAACGGUUUCGUUCAUAUCAUCGAUAGAGUGCUGGGCAUUCCUUAUACUACUGUAUACGAAAAGAUGAAGACGGAUCCUAUGCUAAACAUCACAUACAAUCUCGGCAAGCGACAGAUGUUCAACCUCCAGCUGAACGAGCUGGAACACCGCUACACGUACUUCGUUCCCCGCGAUCACGCUUGGCUCAAAUUCCAAAUUAAGCAUCCCUCUGCGUACAACGCUCUCUUCAGGGAGGAUUUUGGAUAUUACACCAAACAAAUCCUCGAGCGGCAUAUGAUUCGAGCAGAUCGUUCAUACACCGUUUCGGAUCUAAAACUUUUGGCCAACGAAACUCAUCCGUUUGUUCUGCCCACUUCAAGGGACCCUCUCCGAUUACGCGUCAAGGAAUCUGAUAAGAAUUACUACGUCGAGUGGAACGGUCGUUGGAUCCACGUGUUCAGACCUGACGUGGAAUGCACUAAUGGCAUUAUCCACGUAAUAGAUGAGCCUUUCGUACUUGAAAGUGACAUCAGAGCAACGGGUAGCGCGGACAAGACUCGCAUAGCAUACACUUUUAGCCUACUGUUGAUUUCUUUUAUCUUUGCUAGGAUUUUGGAAUACUAAGCGGUUUAUAUACUUAAGUUGGUCACUACACGAUCAAAUUGUUUUAUUGCUAAAAGGUGAAUUUCUAAAGCAUUGUAUGUAUCCUUUAAAUCUCAAAAUGUGCAAAGUAUUGAACUUUACUCAAAAAUACUUAACGUUAAAAAAUAAACGAAUACUAUAUUUUAUCAUUUGGGCAUUGAGUUAAUGUUAAGUUAUUAAAUCGAAUUGUAAACCUCCAUUUGAGGUCUUGUGUUAAGAAAUUAAAAAAUGUCUUGUCCAUUACAGCUAACAAAUAAUAAUAACCAUAGUAUCGUAAAAUUUUAACACUAUUUAAAUUAAGUAGGUUCUGAAAUAUACAAUACUUAAGAUGUUUAGAUAGUUACCAAUUUAGGUAUAAAUUAUAAUAAAUGUGCGACCGGGCAAGUGAAGUAGGUACCUAAUAUCACGUCACAAUAAAUAUGAAAGCAAGCAAAAUCUAACGAGCAUCUAUUCCAUGUAAACAGGGCCAUUUCCAUGUGAGAAACUAAUUUCUGUGCCUGUGGU